Protobothrops mucrosquamatus (brown spotted pit viper) is the source of this 1248-nucleotide messenger RNA. Its product is annotated as ATP-dependent RNA helicase DDX25-like. The transcript has 7 exons. Lineage: Eukaryota; Metazoa; Chordata; Lepidosauria; Squamata; Viperidae. Gene Ontology annotation, cellular component: nucleus; cytoplasmic stress granule. Gene Ontology annotation, molecular function: ATP binding; RNA binding; RNA helicase activity. The record is from RefSeq and is a predicted model, not a curated record. Gene Ontology annotation, biological process: poly(A)+ mRNA export from nucleus. The coding region runs from base 47 to 1198 and encodes 383 amino acids.
UUCUCCUUAUUUAAAUGCCAUUUCCACUUUAUUUUCUGUCUGUUUCAUGUUUAAAAAAAAAUCCUCAAGUUGUUUUACUGUUUCCCUUUCUCUUGUUAGUCAGUUGUUCUUUGUUUGUACAGAUGUUAAUAAAGUAAUUUUGUAUUUUAGACCCGAAAAUCUUAUAGCACAAAGUCAGUCAGGGACAGGCAAAACAGCUGCAUUUGUUCUAGCUAUGCUGAGCAGAACAGACCCAAAGAAGGAAUUUCCACAGUGCCUCUGCCUCUCUCCCACCUUUGAGCUGGCUGUUCAAAUUGGACGUGUGGUUGAGAAAAUGGGGAGAUACUGUGUCAACAUAAAGGUUAAUUAUGCUAUUCGAGGCAACAUAGUUCCAAGGGGGAGUCCAGUAAGAGAACAAAUAAUAAUUGGAACGCCAGGGACCCUGCUAGAUUGGUGUUUUAAGCUAAAGCUUUUUAAUAUGAAGAAGAUCAAAGUGUAUGUGCUGGAUGAAGCAGAUGUUAUGAUCGAUAAACAGAAUUUCUUGGAUCAGAGUGUUCGUAUCCAGAGAUCUUUAUCGUCAGAUUGCCAGCUGCUUCUCUUCUCGGCAACCUUCGAACCGCCGGUACUCAAGUUUGCCCAGCGCAUCAUCCCUGAGCCCAACAUCAUUACCCUCCGCCGGGAAGAGCUGACCCUCAGCAAUAUCAGGCAGUAUUACUUUGAGUGUGAGAAUAAGGAAGACAAAUUCAGAGCCCUGUGCAACCUCUACGGCAGCAUCACUAUCGGCCAGGCCAUCAUUUUCUGCCAGACUCGCUACAAUGCUAAAUGGCUGUACCACGCCCUAAAAACAGAUGGGCACCAAGUGUCCCUCCUGAUCGGGGAACUGACAGUUGAAAAGCGGGCAGAGGUGAUCCAGCAGUUCCGCGAUGGGAAAUACAAAGUUAUCAUCACAACCAACCUCUGCGCCAGAGGCAUUGACGUGAUGCAAGUCACCAUCGUGGUGAACUUUACCUUGCCUACAACAGUGUUCCAUGCGCCUGACUUUGAGACCUACCUCCACCGCAUCGGUCGAGCUGGCCGGUUUGGGAAGAACGGUCUGGCGUUCAAUAUGGUGGAGAGGCAAAACUUACCUCUUCUGUUCGAAAUCCAGGACCACUUCAAGAUCUUGAUCCAACGCCUGGAUCCAGAGGAUAUGGAAGCCCUGGAAAAAAUAGAAGACUGAAGCCUUAAUGAUUUUGUAGAAGACACUUUUUGCCCAGAUGUAUUUUGCUU